This is a messenger RNA of Lacerta agilis (Sand lizard), 2361 nucleotides long. RefSeq names its product nei like DNA glycosylase 3 (gene NEIL3). The transcript is spliced from 10 exons. Lineage: Eukaryota; Metazoa; Chordata; Lepidosauria; Squamata; Lacertidae. Gene Ontology annotation, biological process: base-excision repair. Gene Ontology annotation, cellular component: nucleus. The record is from RefSeq and is a predicted model, not a curated record. The coding region runs from base 19 to 1809 and encodes 596 amino acids. Gene Ontology annotation, molecular function: DNA-(apurinic or apyrimidinic site) endonuclease activity; zinc ion binding; DNA N-glycosylase activity.
ACCCCCCACGGCGCGAGGAUGGUGGAAGGUCCCGGCUGCGCGCUGAACGGGGAGAAGAUCCGGGCCCGCGUGGCCCCGGGACAGGCGGUGCGGGGCGUGCGGGGAAGAGCCUUGUCGAGGCCCCCGUCCGGGUUUGCCAUCGCGACAGGACGAGGCGCCGCAGCAGCAGCAGCAGUCUCUUCCCCUAACGCGAUGAUUGGGAAUAAAUUAUCCAGUCAAGACUUCUUGAGUGUACUUAAUGGAUGUGUUUACAGUAGUGUGGAAACUCUGGGGAAGGAGCUGUUCAUGUAUUUUGGACAGAAAGCCUUGAGGAUCCACUUUGGCAUGAAUGGUUCUUUGCGUAUAAAUGCAGAUGCAAGCCAGAACAGAAGUGGAGAAUUGGCAGUUCUGGAAAUACAACUUACUAAUGAUUUGGUUUGUUUCUAUGAUGCAACUGUUGAGCUUAGGAAUGCUGCUGAAUGUGAACAGAAAGUCAGAAUGCUUGAAAAUUUGGAUGUAUGCUCUCCAAAAUUUAGUUUUUUAAGAGCAGAAGGUGAAAUUAAGAAGCAAAAGGGACGUAUGUUAUGUGAUGUGUUGCUCGACCAGGCAAUCCUACCUGGUGUGGGAAACAUAAUAAAGAACGAAGCACUUUUUGACAGUGGUCUCCAUCCAGUUGUUAAAGCCUGUCAGCUAACGGAUGUGCAAGUACAUCACUUGGUGAAAAUGACUCGGGAUUUCACGCUACUCUUUUAUAAGUGUCGCAAGACGGGAUCAGCAUUGUAUAAGCAUUACAGGGUGUACAAGCGCCCUAACUGUAGUCAAUGCAGAGCAAAGAUCAUUGUGUGCCGCUUGGGAGAGAAUAACAGAAUGACAUACUUCUGUCCUCUGUGCCAAAAGGACAAGCCUCAGCUUGUGGAUCCUGGCAAACUGCCAGGAAGAAAUGGUUUAAUUGGCUGGGCGUACAGCAGGGGGUCGUCUUGUAAGGAACAAGUUGCUCAGGAAUCGGAAGGGGAGUGGGCCUGUGCACUCUGCACUCUGAUAAACAAGCCGUCUGUCAAACUCUGUGAUGCAUGCCUGACUCCCAGGCCUGAGCUUCAAGAAAUACAGAAGAAUGAAGCUUUGGCAGCCUUUAACAGCAGCUUAAUCAAGUAUCCAUGUAAUAACUUUGGAAAACCAAGGGGAGAAAUUAAGAUCAACAGGAAAACUGUGUUUGGGACAACAACAUUGGUGCUGUCAGAUUUUGCUAGCAAAUUGCCUCUGCCGAAGCAUAAUGGAAGCAGAAGUCUAACUCCAGAUGGAAACUCUCUGUGUGAUUCUUCACGAAAUGAUUAUAACAGCGCCAACCACCAUGCUGUAAAUACACCCGUAUCAUUCUCCCAUCAAUAUAAUUCUUUAAAGCCGGCACAGAAGAAACAGAAGAUUGAUUCCUCAUCUUCAUCUGUUGGGACGAUCAAUGAGAAUUUAGCAAUCAGAGCACCUCCAGUUAAUAUGACAGAUGGUUCUUACACAUUAAAUGCUGGCAGCCCUCGCUGCAGUAAACACAGCCGCUUCUGCGUUCUUCGCGUGGUGAGGAAGGACGGCGAAAACAAGGGCAGGCAAUUUUAUGCUUGUCCUUUACCCAGAGAAGCCCGGUGCGACUAUUUUGAAUGGGCAGACCUGCAUUUUCCCGUCUGCAAUCACGGGAAGCGCAGCAUUAUGAGGACGGUGUUGAAGAUUGGCCCUAAUAAUGGAAAGAAUUUCUUUGUGUGCCCUCUUGGGAAGGAGAAGCAGUGUGACUUCUUCCAGUGGGCAGAAAAUGGUCCAGGAAUGAAGAUUAUCCCAGGAUGCUGAGCAAUUCAUCUCCAAUACACCAUCUGACGUUAAUCUUCUCAAACUGUGUGUACAACGCUGCUCUUCUCUGGGAGAUACUUUAGGAGGGUCAUGAUCAAGUGGUAUCUUGCGAUUGCAAAUCCAUCUAGAUUAUACAUUUGGACAUGCUUUCUUUUGUUCCCUCCUUCUAACUGCCUCUGUGAUGUGUUUUAGCUAUCUAACACUAGAAUCUCUCAUAUGGAAGGGUUAACAUAUCUGAACAAUACCCAGUCAUCUCUUUUGUUGUCUUGUUUCCUGGCCAAAAAAUAAAAUAAAAAAUUGUUUAAAUACAAUCUUCAGGAAUUAUCUGGAUUUAGUUGUCUCUCACAAUGUGCUACAAUCCCUCAACAAAACAUACAUUUUUAGUCGGAGUUUGUACAUGUUGUUUGUCCUUCAGCGCUUCCCCCACUCCCAAUUCUUAAGCUGUGCUUCCAUAAACAUUUAUAUUUCAAUGCAUUUAAGAUGAAUAGAUUUUAAUACACUUUGUAAUCAGUUAUGAAAGAUUAAUAUAUUCAAUAAACUUGUUUCUAGCAA